AUGAAUCCGACGGCGACUGAUUCCCGACCGGUCGACAGGGAGAUCGUAGGAAAAUCUUCUACUGCCUCUGGACAAACACUCGCCGUAACGUCAUCGCCCGAGGAUCCACAGUACAAAAUGAAUCAUAAAUACCGUGGUUAUGCCAUCAUCAUAAAUAAUGAGCGUUUCGCCGACAUGCCGGCCCGCCACGGCAGCGAAAAGGAUCGGGACGUGAUUGCUGACGCCCUGAAAAGCCUACGAUUCAAAGUUCGCGUCUUCGACGACCCCGACAAGAAAAAGUUGUUCAAAGUGCUGAAAAAGUAUGCCGAAAAAGACCACACUGAUAACGAUUGCGUCGUGCUGGUUGUUAUGACUCACGGUGAAGACGGGACACUGUAUGCUGCCGACGGCACCUACGAAGUGGAGCAGCUCUGGAACCCGUUUGCCGGGAGCGCUUGUCCGACUCUGGUCGGAAAACCGAAGCUGGUUUUCUUACAAAUGGCCCGAAAUAAGCCAGUGGUUGCUGCGGGGCAAGAGCGGCGCCUUUCCGAUGCCGUAGAUUCCCGGGAAAAGUCCGCCAUUCAACAAUACUCCUUGCCGGUGAUGGCCGAUCAGCUGGUGGUGUUCUCAACACACGACUCACUAUGCUCCUCGCUCUGCCCCCUCGAAGGGUCCACGUUCGUUCACUCGCUGGCCAGCACCCUGAAAAAGUACGGGCAAACUGUGGAUCUACUUACUCUGCUGGCCACGGUGUCUGCGGCAGUGGCUAACUACCCAUCCGAUCCCGAUCAGAAGAAAUCGGUGCCGUACACUAUGUCGACGCUCACAAAAUGUGUCUACUUUCGGAACCAAAAGGCGGAGUCUUCGGCCCCGGAACCCUGGGACCUCAAAACGCUGUCGCCCCCGAAGUACGAUAUGAAUCGGGGUGGCCUUGUAAUUAUCCUGAACCAGAUGAAGUUCGACGAUGCGGAAUUAUAUCGCGAAGGAAGUGACAAAGAUCGAGACGCUAUUGAAAAGAGUUUCUUUGAGCUGGGAUUCCGAGUGCGCCCUCACGAUAAUCCCUCCCAGGACAAGGUGUUCGAAAUCCUGAAAGGCGUGUCCGAGGAGAAUCACACCGAUAACGAUUGCCUGGUGGUGGUUGUGCUGACCCACGGUGAGAAAGGCACACUGAUGGCGGCCGAUACGCAGGCUCCUCACCGUCCUCCGUACAGAGUGGCACGUUUGUGGGAACGGUUCGUGGACAGUGCUUGCCCGACGCUCCGAGGGAAGCCGAAAAUAUUCCUCAUUCAAGCUUGCCGCGGCACGCAAACGGACCCGGGCGUCUUGGUUGAGGCACCCGUUACACGAUCGGUGGAAGAAAAGAACGAAGUUUACGCCACUUCGACGGCGCCCGACCUCCUGAUAGCAUACUCAACGUUCGAAGGACACUACUCGUAUCGUAGCGGCGAAGAUGGGUCCUGGUUCAUUCAGUCCCUGGUGAAGACGCUGCGCGAACAUGGAUCGGGAAAGGAUCUGUCAAACCUGCUCACCUGCGUGGCGCGCGAUGUGGCCACCAGCAACACCUCGUACAUGCCGGGCGAUCCGGCCAAGCACAAUAAGAAACAGAUGCCCGUCACCGUGUCCACGCUCACCAAAGCCGUCUACUUCUGUCCCGAUGCGCGCUCGUAA
Anopheles bellator is the source of this 1647-nucleotide messenger RNA. RefSeq names its product caspase-7-like. The transcript is spliced from 4 exons. Gene Ontology annotation, biological process: proteolysis. The record is from RefSeq and is a predicted model, not a curated record. Gene Ontology annotation, molecular function: cysteine-type endopeptidase activity. Bases 1 to 1647 code for a protein of 548 amino acids. Lineage: Eukaryota; Metazoa; Arthropoda; Insecta; Diptera; Culicidae.